AUGAAUCAUACGACCCUCGCUGCGCUGACCUCCGCUGCCGUAUCUCUGUCUUACUGGCUUUUCUUUCGUCGCCGUCAAGUACCAGGCCCUGCUUCGCCUCUUCCACUCCCUCCGGGUCCCAGCCCUUUGCCUUUCCUUGGAAAUGUCUUGGACAUGCCACGGAAACGAGAAUGGGAGACUUUCUCUCGCUGGCACAAAGCCUAUGGGGAUAUUGUCUUCGUUAGUCUUGUGGGCCGGCCUAUGAUCAUCUUGAACUCUUUUGAAGCUACCACAGAACUCCUUGAUGAUCGAUCUACUACGUACUCUGAUCGUCCACGUUUUCCUCUGAUCGACUUGAUCGAUCACGAAUUCAAUUUUGGAUUUAUGGCUUUUGGACAGCAAUGGAAGACGAAUCGGCGUCUCUUUUCCAACCAGUAUAAUAAGAAUACAGUUCACACAUUCGAGCACGCCUUUCGUGCUUCUGUUUCGACUCUACUCAGAAACCUGCUACGCGACCCUGAGAGCUUCGCGGAUCACCUGAGACUACACGCAGGACAAGUGAUCCUUGAUGUAACCUACGGCGUGACGGUUACCUCUCGCGAAGAUCCUUUGAUCCGAAUUGCCGAAGCCGUCAUGGACGCUACCUCGGUCGCAAUCAGUCCUGCCAUGUGGGUUCUCAAUCCAAUCCCUAUAUUGCAAUCUCUUCCAACAUGGCUCGGAGGAGAGAAUUUGUCUCGUCGGCUCCGGCAAUGGCAGAAAGACAUACGCGAUCUCCAGGAUGUACCGUUCGAGAGGGUCAAGGCUUCUUUGGUUACAAGAGACGUCAGGCCAUCUUUCACGUCAAUCUUGUUGCAGGAAGACGACAGUGCAGAACAAGAGAAUAUGAUACGCCAAUGUGCUGCUGUGGCAUAUGGAGCUGCUUCCGAUACAACUGUCGCGGCCGCAGUAGUAUUUUUUCUUACAAUGGCCCUUUAUCCGGACGUGCAAAAGAAAGCACAAGCCGAAAUCGAUCGCGUCGUUGGGUCAGAUCGUCUACCGAACUACACCGACCAGGGCGAGCUUCCUUAUGUUACCGCGGUGUUAAAAGAAGUUCAAGAAAUAUUCAAUUUUCUGCCAGGCCUUCCACAUAUGACUACGAAGGACGACGAGUACAUAGGGUACCGGAUUCCGGCUGGAAGCAUCGUCGUGGGAAAUAUCUGGGGGAUGUUACACGACCCAAGGAUGUAUCCCGACCCGUCCGUGUUUGACCCUGAACGAUACCUUCACGCUGGUCGACUUGACUGCAGCACCAAUGAUCCUUCACGAAUUGCGUUCGGAUUCGGCAGGCGGUCGUGUCCAGGGAAGAACUUUGCUGAAACAUCGCUUUGGCUCUUGGUUGCUCAAUGCUUGGCCGUGUACUCGAUUUCUCCGGCUGAUGAGAAAGCGGCUCAUAACCUGGACUUUACGUCCGGUGCUAUUUCGCACCCUAUCCCGUUUCCUUGUAUCAUAAGGCCGAGGUCAGAAAGCGCGAGAAUGUUGCUGGAGAACAUCAGUGCCGACUUAUGA
Heterobasidion irregulare TC 32-1 is the source of this 1524-nucleotide messenger RNA. RefSeq names its product cytochrome P450 monooxygenase 6 (gene cyp6). Lineage: Eukaryota; Fungi; Basidiomycota; Agaricomycetes; Russulales; Bondarzewiaceae. Bases 1 to 1524 code for a protein of 507 amino acids. Gene Ontology annotation, molecular function: oxidoreductase activity, acting on paired donors, with incorporation or reduction of molecular oxygen; heme binding; iron ion binding. The record is from RefSeq and is a predicted model, not a curated record. The transcript has 12 exons.